AUCAAUUUUUCAGGAUGUCCUCAAAAUUACACUCAACCUAAUGGAAUGAUUUAUAACAUAAGAUAUCCAUGGAGCUAUUAUUAUAAAGAAAGCUGUAAUGUAUUUAUUAAUGCUCCAGAAAAUUAUGCCAUAAGUUUAUAUUUUCAAGAAUUUCAUGGAAGCUAUAGAAAUGCACCUGCUAAUUGUGAAAAUUCUGGAUUGGAAGUACAUAAUGGCUCUGAUAUUUCUGCACCAUUGUUAGGAAUCUUCUGUAGUAGAACACCAAAUCCUAUAUUUUCUUCUUCAAAUAAUUUGUUAUUACGAAUACGGCCGCAGAAUUACCUUAAAUUUGUUAUUAUGUAUUCCAUUACUGAUCAAGGUCCAGGAUGUGGAGGAAAUUUUACUACUAUCAAUGGAACUUUUACAAGUCCUAGAUUUCCUGGUUUUUAUAAUAAGACUUCAGAAUGUCGAUGGUAUAUAUCAGUUGUUGGAGAACAUACAGUUUCACUAAAAUUUGAUGUAUUUGAAUUAAAUUCAACAAUUGGAUGCACCUCGAAUUAUGUAGAAGUAUAUAAUACACAUGAUGAAUUAGAAUCUAAUAAAGUCAGUCGUUACUGUGGAAAUGAUCGACCUGGAACAAUUACAUCUGACUCAAAUGGAAUUCUUGUUAAAUUAGUGACAAAUUCAACAAAUAAUUUAUCUGGUUUUAAGGCACACUUUUUCACAAAUUCUGUUGGUCGACCUUUAAGACAUGUAGUUAGAGUAAAUCCUUCUUCAAAUUAUGAUUAUUAUUAAACUUAUAAAUUUUUGAAUAUAUACUGUUAUCUACUUUCAUAAAAAUUGUUAAAUCUACUGAAAAAGAAAUAAUGUAUAAAAGUAUUAAAAACUAAUUCCUAACUGUUUUAACUGUUCAGUUGAAUUUGGUCAAUAAAUAAAAUUGUUUUUGUAAAAA
Molecule: messenger RNA, 931 nt
Organism: Centruroides sculpturatus (bark scorpion)
Lineage: Eukaryota; Metazoa; Arthropoda; Arachnida; Scorpiones; Buthidae
Product: dorsal-ventral patterning tolloid-like protein 1
Exons: 5
Coding region: 46-774 (242 amino acids)
Source: RefSeq, a predicted model, not a curated record